Messenger RNA from Grammomys surdaster, 615 nucleotides. Its product is annotated as tumor necrosis factor receptor superfamily member 22-like. Gene Ontology annotation, cellular component: cell surface; plasma membrane. The record is from RefSeq and is a predicted model, not a curated record. The transcript has 6 exons. Gene Ontology annotation, molecular function: protein binding. Gene Ontology annotation, biological process: TRAIL-activated apoptotic signaling pathway; positive regulation of apoptotic process. NCBI's taxonomy places the organism in Eukaryota, Metazoa, Chordata, Mammalia, Rodentia, Muridae.
GCGUGCUUGCCCGGAGCCAUGGUUGGCUUUCCCGCGUCCGUCUCCAGUCUGAGUCGCAGGUUCCUUUUGCCGCUGGUGCUGCUGAAUCUGCCCUUCCAGGUAAUUCUUCCUAUGCUAGGAUCACACUCCAGACAGAGCCAGAACCCCUCCAACUGCCCCCUUGAUGAAUACUUGUCUAAUGGCAUCUGCUGCAAGUUUUGUCCUGCAGGUAUGUUUGCCCAGGAGCACUGCACGAUCUCCCAUACCUCAGGACAAUGUGAGAAGUGUGAGCCAGGAACAUUCACAAAGAGUGAAAAUGGCUUGGACUCUUGUAACCGUUGUUCCACCUGUUAUAAAGACCAGGAAAUGGUGGCUGACUGUUCUACCACCAGUGACCGGAAAUGCCAAUGCCAAACACAUUACUACUCUGACCCAGAAUCUCCAGAAUUGUGCCAACCAUGUACCAAGUGUCCCCAAGGAAUCCCUGUCCUCCAGGAAUGCAACUCCACAGCUGACACAGUGUGCAGUCGGUCUGCUUCAAAUAAAACAGAUCCCAGAGGCUGGCGCUUCCUACUGAUAUCAUCUCUGACCGUGCUAAUUAUUGCUGUUGUUGUCUAAUGUAUCAUAAGAAGAUAA